CCCCCAGGCCACUGUGGAGCCAACUGGAGACGGGUCUCAGGUGGAAACUUGGCCCAAAGAUGUUGGGUCUCUGCAGAGCUAGGGGUUGUAAUUCAAGCCCGCCUGGCCGUGGGGUGUCAGACCAUGCGAGACUGUCUUCCGACGCCCGCAAGCGCUGUGUGUAUCUUUCUUUCGGUACGUCCAGGUUUCUCCCUCAGUCCCGCCACCUCAGUGAGAACCCCCUGGGCUCUGCAGUUGAGGGGAAGCUCCCAGACAGGCUCAGAGGACCUCAGCUCAGGCUGAGGAGCCUCCCUGGGGGCUCGGGACCAGCUGCUGAGGAGGGGUCCCCAGGACUGGGGCAGGGUGCCCGCUGGCACGGCCCCAGGCGGGCGGGUGGCCCUCCUCUAUGAGACGGGGUUCUUCCCUUCACGCCCCCUCUUCCCCCAUCUCUGCUGCCUCUCCCCUCCCAGGCCCCACAGAGGCUGUCGCUUCCACCACGUGCCCCCUCCCCACGGUUCCCCGUGGCCAUAUUCCCCCUGGGCACCAGCUCCUGGUCACCCCCUGCGGUUUUUAGGGACAGUCACUUUCAGUGUCUUCACAAACACCAUCACAAGUUGGAAUUUCCAAUUUCUGUUUCUUCUAAAAAGCAGAAAGCCAACCUCUUGAUUUACAGUGAGAAAUGUAACAGCCAAGACCCUGAGAAUGACGCUCCCUGACCCUGUGGGAACUGUUUUCCGACCAAGUCUGGGUGAGCAGGAGGGCGGAGCCCGGGGCCAUCAGACGUCCGUGGUCACAAGCCUUGACCCCCGUUCUCGGGAGCAAAGGGCCAGCGAAGUCCCGCCUCGUUCAUCUUUGGCCAAGCUUCCUUCCCGAAUGUAGACUUUUCCGGGGUCUGUUUUCAGAUUGAUUUUCCUCCUUAGCCGUCACGGCUCAAGUGGCUUUUCCCCAGCCAAGCCUUGGAAGCCCCUGCCCGUGGUGGUGUCUGCAGGGGUCCUGCUGGUAGGGCCCUCUGAGCUGUGGGGUGGCUGCCCGCCCCCCUAGUCCAGCAGGUGGGGAGGCGAUGGGGAGGGAACCGUGCCAAGGAGGGGGGCUGGGGGUCGGUUCCCUUGAGCCUCUCCCCCCGCAGGCCUUCCCCCCGCCCCAUCUCCUUCCCCUGGCUCUGGGUCUGAUCCCCAGUUCUGACUCCCAGGUGGUAGAUCUGGGCUCUGCCUGCUCUGCUGGGAUGCGGUUACUCUCGCAGUCAUCGUUCUGCCCCGUCUCAUGGUGGCCUGGCUCCCAGGGCUUCUUCAGCAAACCCGGGUGGGGUGGGGCUGCUUGCUUGGUCACAGGGCCGUUUCCUCCCCCUUCCCUUCCCCCUCCCAGGCGCCCCCAGGAUCGAGUGCACGUGCACAUCUGCGUUAACUUCCGUAUUAACCGUAGCAGUGAGCCUUUCCCCCGGAGCAGUGUGGGUCUGCCCGGUAGACCCCUCCUUUCAGGAGCAAACUCUGGGGCCCAGAGAAGGUAGAGACCUGCUCAAAGUCACACAGCCUACUGGUGGCCAAACCAACACCUGAGCUGAGGCCCCGCCAGCCCGGCAGUCUCCCUAGUGACCUGGGGACAUAGGAGACAGCGGAGGCUGGACUGGGCACUGGGAAGCCCCGGUGUCGUCCAGGCGCAGGAAUGCCUUCCCCGGCCGCGCCGACCCCCGUCCCCAGCCUCCCCGGUCAGUUGUGGGUCGGGGCUCCCCAGGACGGUGGGUCAUGACGAGGACUGUCCACUGUCCCUCAUAUCCUCCCGGAGGGAUGUUCAGAGGCCUGCGAACACACGGCCUGGCCAGGCUCCCAGCUGCACGGAUGGGGACCCAGAACAAGGAGAGGAAUAAAAGGGCCUUUGGAGGAGCCGGACAGCCUCCAAACACACCCCACCCCUGCUGCUUUCUCUCGGCCUCACUCUGAACACAUUCUGCCAGGUUUCCUCUCCCGGGGUUGCCAUCAGAGACAUGAGGCUGCCUCUGCCGCCUGGGGCCCCUUGGCUCCGAGGUGAUGAGCCCCCCGCCUCAGUCACUCUCUGUCACUGAGGCCCAGACACAGCCCUGUGUGGAAAGUUCUCUCAUGUGGUCUCGUGGAAGUCUGAUUUUUUCCAAGGAUAAGCAGCCGUGGCCGUCGUCAGGCCAGGGAAAUGUAAGCCGGCAGCUCCCGUGACGGCUCAGCUGUGCCACCCCCAGCUCAGCGGUUUCUCGUGCAGCCGCAGACCUCCGAACUCGAGACCGGUGUGGGUGCUGAGCUAAAACCAAACACUCCCACAGGUGGAGCUCCUUGUUAUCCAUCCCAGGACGCUCUGAUUGUUCUGGGGUCGCUGGUCCCACAACAGGCAGCGGAGGGGUGGGUGCUCUUGCCUGGCGGGGAGGAACGGGAAGGAGGUUGGGCUGACGGGGGCAGAAAGAAGCCGUCCUGGCGUCCCCAGCACAGCCCCGGUCCAUGGGGGCCGCAGCUGAUGGUGCGAUGGGAGCCGGGCGGCUGCUAACUGGUGAUGCUGCCGUGGAGAAAAGGCCUCGGAGCAGAGGCGAGACCCCGACACCCAAGCUGCCUUUGGGCUCUGUGGACAAAGGCUGGAUUCCAGCGUGGAAAUUCUGUGUGAUCUCCUGAGCUGCCAAGACGAUAGAACUUUCAUCUUCUUUGGUUACUCAGAAGGCAGCAUAGGGCCCCGGAAAUAUGGAGCCCCCAGAGCCAGACGCCCGGGGUCCAUGGGAGCCCCUCAGCCCUGCUGGCUGUCUGCAGAGCUGGUGGGGGGCAACACCCGAGCUGGGGUGUGGGGGACAGAGAGCACCAAGGCAACUCAGCUGGGGAGGCCUCGCAGUUCUCACCCGGCCACGGAGUAAAACCGCCUGGAGACACUUUUCCAAAAAUACUGAGGCCCUUCCCAAGGAGGGUGGGCCUGCCAGGCUUUCUGUGAGCCAGGGGCCAAGCGGUCGGUGGGGUGGAGUUUGGGGGCCUGUGGUGGAGGCUGGGGGAGCGCAGCAGCUCCCCCUCCCCAUCAAGGCUCACUGUUGUCUGGGCGGGCCUGGCACCUCGGGGAGGGUCCGCAUGCUGAGACGCAGGUGGGUUGGCUCCCGACAUCAGCAGGUCAGAGGGAGGGGAGCGUCCGUGCCCCUCAACAAGGGCUCACACGCCAGGGGGUGGGCUGCAGUGUCUCCGCCCACACCCGGCUGGCGUGGAGUCACGCUCUUAUGCCCCUGCCUCAGGUUGGCUGAGGGGCAGCCCACUUCUGCCCCUUGGGACCCUGGGCGAGCCGCAGACCAGGACAAGGCAGAUGACUCUGGGGACGACGAGGACGGGACCCCCUCCCCAGCGGACAAGAGUGAGCUCCACGGCACCAUCAAGAGCCUCUCGCUGAAGCUGGACGACCUCAGCACGUGCAAUGAGCUCGUGGCCAAGCAUGGUGUGGCGCUGCAGCGCUCCCUGAACGAGCUGGACGGCCUCCGGAUCCCGGCUGAGAGCAGCGAGAAGCUGAAGGCAGUCAACGAGCGGGCCACCCUCUUCCGCAUCACGUCCAAUGCGAUGAUCAAUGCCUGCAGGGACUUCCUGGAACUAGCGGAGACGCACAGCCGGAAAUGGCAGCGAGCCCUGCAGUAUGAGCAGGAGCAGCGCGUCCACCUAGAGGAGACCAUCGAGCAACUGGCCAAGCAGCACAACAGCCUCGAGCGCGCCUUCCGCAGCGCCCCGGGCCGGGCCGCCAACCCCAGCAAGAGCUUCAGCGAGGGAAGCCUCUUCACCAGCAAAGCUGAGGACAGUGAGGACGAUGAGGACACAGAGUACUUCGACGCCAUGGAAGACGCCGCGUCCUUCAUCACCGUGACCACCGAGCCCAGCGAGGACGGAAAAGCUGAGGCAGGGACUGCAGGCUCCGUGGAAUGGACUGCAGACAACGUGCUAGAUGGCGCCUCGCUUGUGCCCCAGGGGCCCCCCAAAGUCAAGAGGCGUGUCCGCAUCCCUGACAAACCCAACUACAGCCUUAAUCUCUGGAGCAUCAUGAAGAACUGCAUCGGCCGGGAGCUCUCCAAAAUCCCCAUGCCGGUGAACUUCAACGAGCCCCUGUCCAUGCUCCAGCGGCUGACGGAGGACCUGGAGUACCACCGCCUGCUGGACGCGGCGGCGCGCUGCAGCAGCGCCGUGGAGCAGAUGUGCCUGGUGGCCGCCUUCUCCGUGUCUUCCUACUCCACCACUGUGCACCGCAUCGCCAAGCCCUUCAACCCCAUGCUGGGCGAGACCUUCGAGCUGGACCGUCUCGAUGACAUGGGCCUGCGCUCCCUCUGCGAGCAGGUGAGCCACCACCCGCCGUCCGCUGCGCACUACGUGUUCUCCAAGCAUGGCUGGCGCCUCUGGCAGGAGAUCACCAUUGCCAGCAAGUUCCGGGGGAAAUACCUCUCCAUCAUGCCGCUAGGUGCUAUCCACUUAGAAUUCCAGGCCAGUGGGAAUCACUACGUGUGGAGGAAAAGCACCUCGACUGUGCAUAACAUCAUCGUGGGCAAGCUCUGGAUUGACCAGACAGGGGAUGUUGAGAUUGUGAACCAUAAGACAAAGGACCGGUGCCAGCUGAAGUUCCUGCCCUACAGCUAUUUCUCCAAAGAGGUGGCCCGGAAGGUGACAGGAGUGGUGAGUGACAGCCAGGGCAAGGCCCACUAUGUGCUGUCCGGCUCCUGGGACGAGCAGAUGGAGUGCGCCAAGAUUGUGCAAAGCAGCCCCAGCAGCCCCAGCUCAGACGGAAAGCAGAAAACAGUCUACCAGACGCUGCCGGCCAAGCUGCUGUGGAAGAAGCACCCGCUGCCGGACAACGCGGAGAACAUGUACUACUUCUCCGAACUGGCCCUGACCCUCAAUGAGAACGAGGAGGGCGUGGCGCCCACAGACAGCCGCCUGCGGCCGGACCAGCGGCUCAUGGAGAAGGGCCACUGGGACGAGGCCAACACGGAGAAGCAGCGGCUGGAGGAGAAGCAGCGCGCCAACCGGCGCCGACGGCUGGAGGCCUGCUCCCGGGGCUGCGGGGUGGACGAAGAGAAGGAGGCCGAAGUGUAUGUGCCACUGUGGUUCGAGAAGAAGCUGGACCCGCUCACCGGGGAGAUGGCCUGCGUGUACAAGGGGGGCUACUGGGAGGCCAAGGAGAGGCAGGACUGGCACAUGUGCCCCAACAUCUUCUGAGCUCCGCCCGUCCUGCGGACACAGGCGCCCGCACGCCGCUCCACCUCCUGUUUCGCGCACUCAGUUUAGCGCUCCGUGGCCCUCCCACCCCACCGUUCCCUUCUGGUUUAAUAACACUUUUUUGGGGCUCUCACCUUGGAAGGAGGAAGUGCUGACCCGGGUUCUCUCAAGCCCCCAGGUGCCCCGGGUCUCCCACCCGCCUUCACCAUGGACUCGGGCCCCCUGGGGCCCCCAGCUCCAGUUCCCACAACUCAGGCAGGCUGGUCCAGGCCCUGGGCUGCCUCAGUCACCAGCCCCCCAGGGAGGAACCGGCCCCUCCCAGGGAGCCACUCGCGAGUUUUUUAGAAAAAGUUAUCUCCCAUUUCUUUUCAGCCAAGAUGUUCAGUAAAUAUUUUUAGUACAGCACUUAGUGGACCACUUCCUAACUGUGCUUUCUUGCCACACAAGUGUCCUGGCAAGAGCCCCUUCUCUUUAAGACAUCAGGAAGCCAGCCAGACCCUUUUGGGUCGGGAGCGCUGUGCAGCCCAAAUAGCAAGGCCAUCUGUGUCUGAGCUGCCGGCCCCCCGGAAGCCCAGGACCCCCAGAGGAAGGAGCCAGGAGAGCACAAGUCUCUGGAGCUGCAGCCCCAACCAUGGUUGGGAGGGGCCCUGCGGGGCCGCCGCGUGGGUCUGAGGACAACCACCCCCGUGGAACCCGGCCACCUGGGCUACUUCCCACCCCGAGGGUCCCGGCGGGCCGCAGGCGCUUUGGCCACAGAACCGCGCCACGUCAGCAAUAAGAGCCGAGCCUCAGCCCAGCCUGGGCUGGUGGCCUGGGCGCCCGAGAACCCAGCGUCCGGCCUCCGGGGUACCCCAUCUCAGCGCCCCUGAGCUCUCUAUUUGCCUGAUUUAUAUGUAUGAGAUAUAAAUAUAUACAAAAUAGCUAUUUUGCUUAAAUUUCUAUGGUAUGUAGAAGUGAAAAAAUGAUGAAGACAGGGUGCUCCUGUCUGAGUUUGGCCUUCCUGUCAGCUAUGCCCUGCCCUCUCCUCAAACCCCCUUCCAGUGGCUUCUGCCAACCACUGGGGGGGGAAUGGGACUGGACCACUGUGGCCACUGUCCCAGCCCCUCAGAACUCCUAUUCCAACCCGUCACACUUUGGUUUGGUCCUGAAAAGUCAUCACAGGGUUUUACUUUCUACUCCAGGACUGGUUCUGUUUUUAUAAAAAUACAAAAGUGAGAACACCAACGUAUGAAAGGCCUUAGGGUACCCAAUGGAGGGUGGGCAGGCAGCCCCACACAGACUGUGGCAGAGCUGUUCAAUGUUCCUCUUCUCAGAACUGUUUGUGAGUGAGCACCUUCUGACCAGUAAUAAAGAAGCCUUGGAUUUGGAGUUUCCCA
Molecule: messenger RNA, 6529 nt
Organism: Bubalus bubalis (water buffalo)
Lineage: Eukaryota; Metazoa; Chordata; Mammalia; Artiodactyla; Bovidae
Gene: OSBP2
Product: oxysterol binding protein 2
Exons: 13
Coding region: 2670-5153 (827 amino acids)
Cellular component (GO): membrane; intracellular membrane-bounded organelle; cytosol
Molecular function (GO): cholesterol binding
Source: RefSeq, a predicted model, not a curated record